CCAGAGGAACAGCGAGCAUAGGGGGAGGGAGGCGAACUGUACAUGUAAAUACUGCAAUGUCGGAGUCUCCGGACGCCCACAGCCUACUCUCUGCUUCCUCACAGCUAAACCUGAUGGAGAUGGACGCGAUCGAUGACAAGGAGUUUGACAUUCCUCAAGUUGACACACCUCCCACACUGGAGAGCAUCCUAAAUGAGCUGGAGAAUGAGGAGGAACCAUUUGUGUUGGAGGAUACCUGCGUGCUAAACACAGACAACAUGGACGCUCACUCCUGUGACACCUCCUCUCUGGCCAGCUCUGACAGUGGAGACCCAGCUCACCUCAAACGAAAAAGGAGGACAGUGGAUCUGAAUGCGACCGUUCAUGGGUCUGUUCUUCGACACAGCCUGCUGAAGGGCAUCUCUGCACAGAUUGUCUCUGCUGCUGACAAAGUGGAUGCUGGCCUGCCAACUGCUAUAACCGUGGCGGGUGUGAUUGCUGUCGGAACGUCUCAUGGUCUGGCUCUGGUCUUCGAUACCAAUCAGGCUCUACGGCUCUGUCUGGGAACCAAGGCCACUGGGGCAGAGUUUGGAGCCGUCUCUGCCCUCAGCAUCAAUCACGACUGCUCACGAAUGCUCUGUGGCUUCGCCAAAGGACAGAUUACAAUGUGGGAUCUAGCCAGUGGGAAGCUCCUGAGAACAAUCACUGAUGCCCACCCUCCAGGGACAGCUAUUCUGCAUGUGAAGUUCACAGAUGACCCGACUCUUGCAGUGUGCAAUGACAGUGGAGGAUCUGUUUUCGAGCUGUCUUUCAGGCGGGUGAUGGGGAUGCGCUCCUGUGACUCUCGAUGUCUCUUCAGUGGAUCUAAAGGGGAGGUCUGCUGUAUCGAACCGUUGCGAGCGCCUCCAGACUUCAAAGAUCAUCCAAUCACACACUACUCUCUGCUGGCCAUGGCCUCUCUCACUAAGAUUCUGGUCAUUGGACUAAAGCCCUCGCUGAAAGUCUGGAUGACGUUUCCCUACAGCAAGUCGGAUCCGUCCAGUGUUCCUCAGCUGGCCUGGCAGUUUGUUCCUGUUCAGAAGACGGUCAACCCCAUGCUGGCUUUUUGUAAAGGAGAUACGGUCCACUUCCUCCUGGUUAAGAAGGAGGAGACAGGCACCAUCCAUGUCAUCAAACAAAAACAGCUCCAGCUCAGCUGUGACAUCAUCAGCCUGAGUUGGAUAAACAGUCGUACGCUGGUCCUGGUAGACAGCCAUGAAAAGCUGCAGGUUGUGGACCGGCCCAGUCAGGAGGUUUUGGAGACUCUGGACUUGGAGCAGGUGCAACUGGUCUAUAACAGCCGGCAUUUCAAAUCGCUGGCAACUGGAGGGAAUGUCUCCCAGGCUCUGGUGUUUGUCGAGGCAACGUUGGACCUUCAGCAGGAACAGUCCUGGGACCAGCUGCGCUGUUUAUACCGAGGACCAUCCAGGGUUGUGGGCGGACUAUGUUUCCCCUGUCCUCCAGUAGCUAACAAUCUUGACAGCCCUGUCCUCUCUCGCUCUCAGACUCGUGUUACAUCAGUGCAUCAUGAAGCAGGAGCAGAGGCUCAUGGGAAGAAGGUGUUUGUCGAGGCAACGUUGGACCUUCAGCAGGAACAGUCCUGGGACCAGCUGCGCUGUUUAUACCGAGGACCAUCCAGGUUGUCCAUCCUUUCAGAACUCUCACACUGCCAUAGUAACGACAAGACCGGGCUUCUAAUCGCAGCCCAACCAGGAACAGAGAAUUUCCAGCUUAAACUCUCUCCUCCACCUUUACUGGAAGAGUAGCACCAUGACUACAUCAAUGUUUCCUUCAUUUGUUCAGACUUCAGUCACAUGGGUUUGGUGAAAGACAGAGAUUUUUCCUCCUCUCUGAUUUCCUUUAUUCCCUUAACUAGUCUACAUCAGUGUGGGUUGUAGUUUCCACUGCUUUUAUCUUGUGAGACAUUUGAUAUUGUAUAACAUCUUUUCAAAAUGUUUAUUUAAAAACAAAUGUGAUUUUGAUAAUAUUACGACACUCUGAUAAUUCUUCUGAAUGCAGCUUUAAUUUCAUCCAUUGUUUAUGUACUACAGCUGGCUGAACCAUAUUGCUUGGUUUGCAUGUUUGGCGAGAGAAAUGAUACUGAAUGUUUGUUUACAAGAAAUAAAAAGAUGCAAGAUA
Messenger RNA from Cottoperca gobio, 2157 nucleotides. RefSeq names its product VPS8 subunit of CORVET complex (gene vps8). The record is from RefSeq and is a predicted model, not a curated record. Gene Ontology annotation, molecular function: protein binding. Gene Ontology annotation, biological process: protein targeting to vacuole; endosomal vesicle fusion. Lineage: Eukaryota; Metazoa; Chordata; Actinopteri; Perciformes; Bovichtidae. The coding region runs from base 57 to 1784 and encodes 575 amino acids. Gene Ontology annotation, cellular component: late endosome; early endosome; CORVET complex. The transcript is spliced from 18 exons.